Molecule: messenger RNA, 3180 nt
Organism: Aspergillus heteromorphus CBS 117.55
Lineage: Eukaryota; Fungi; Ascomycota; Eurotiomycetes; Eurotiales; Aspergillaceae
Product: valyl-tRNA synthetase
Exons: 7
Coding region: 4-3174 (1056 amino acids)
Biological process (GO): valyl-tRNA aminoacylation
Cellular component (GO): cytosol
Molecular function (GO): aminoacyl-tRNA deacylase activity; valine-tRNA ligase activity; ATP binding
Source: RefSeq, a predicted model, not a curated record
AAGAUGUCCCCAGCCAACACACUAAGUCCCGGGGCGGGCGCGAGCCCUAACAGCGACAGCAAAUCCGCCGUCAAGGCAAAACGAGAGGCGGAAAAGGAGCGCCAGAAGGCCGAAAAGGCGAAGCGACUUGCCGAGAAAGAAGCAAGAAAGAAACAAGUAGUCGUUCCCAAACCCCCGUCGACCAAGCGUCAACACUGGUCCAGGGCCGCGCUGAACGGGCCACUGCCGGAAUAUGUGGAGGAAACUCCCAAAAGAGAGAAGAAGAUCCUCAAGCCCUUUGACAACCCCUUCAACGAUGCAUAUAUCCCAAAAGUGGUCGAAUCGGCCUGGAAUGACUGGUGGGAGGCGGAGGGAUUUUUCCAGCCCCAGUUCGACGGCGUCGACCAAAAGCCAAAGCCUGCCGGCACGUAUGUCAUCCCGAUUCCGCCUCCCAAUGUGACAGGCGCGCUACACUGUGGACAUGCGCUGGGUACGGCGUUGCAGGAUUGCUUGGUUCGAUGGCAUCGGAUGAGGGGGUUUACUACGCUCUAUCUUCCGGGAUGUGAUCAUGCCAGUAUAUCCACCCAGAGUGUGAUUGAGAAUAUGCUGUGGAGGAGGGAGAAGAAGACAAGACAUGAUCUUGGACGAGAACAGUUUCUUCAUAGGGCGUUGGAGUGGAAAGAAGAAUACCAUUCGAAGAUUACCAACGUGCUCAAAAGACUAGGAGGCUCAUUCGACUGGACCCGCGAAGCGUUCACCAUGGAUGAGAACCUCUCCACCGCGGUGGCAGAGUGUUUCGUCCGGUUCCACGAAGAAGGAUACAUCUACCGAUCGAGUCGGUUAGUGAACUGGUGCGUGCACUUCAACACCGCCAUCUCAAAUCUGGAGGUGGACACCAAAGAGCUGAAAGGACGGACAUUGCUCGAUGUCCCGGGGUACGAACGACCCGUGGAAUUCGGAGUCCUGGUUUAUUUCCGGUACCAGGUCCAAGGAUCCGAGGAGACAAUUGAGAUUGCUACCACACGCCCGGAAACUAUAAUGGGAGAUACCGCGGUUGCUGUACAUCCGGACGAUGCGCGGUAUAAACAUCUCAUUGGUCGGAAGAUUCAACACCCCUUCGUUGGUCAUCUGCUCACCAUCAUUGCGGAUGACUAUGUGGAUCCGGGGUAUGGGACGGGAGCGGUGAAAAUCACACCGGCGCAUGAUGCCAAUGAUUAUGAGAUUGGGAAGCGGCAUAACCUCCCCUUUAUCAGCAUUUUGAACGAUGAUGGGACCCUGAAUGCUAACGGGGGGAAGUAUGCGGGCCAAAGACGGUUCGACGUUCGGUAUGCCGUGGUCGAGGAUUUGAAGGAGUUGGGUCUCUUCGUCAAGAAAGAGAGCAAUCCCAUGAAAGUGCCACUGUGCGUCAAAUCAAAAGAUGUCAUAGAACCUCUGAUGAAGCCGCAGUGGUGGAUGCGUACCCGCGAACUGGCGGACGAAGCCAUGCGAGUGGUUCGGGACGGUGAGAUCAAGAUCCAGCCGGAUGUCGCGCGCAUAAAUUACUUUCGCUGGCUGGAGAACAUCAAUGACUGGUGUCUCUCGCGCCAGCUCUGGUGGGGACACCAGAUACCUGCGUACCUCGUUGAUCUGGAGGGUCGGUCAAGCGACGAAACUGAAAAUACGCUGUGGGUUGCGGGUCGGACAGAAGAAGAGGCCCGCAAAAAGGCCGAAUCCAAGUACCCUGGUCAAGCAUUCACCCUCCGAAGGGAUCCAGAUGUUUUAGAUACGUGGUUCUCCGCAGGUCUUUGGCCAUUUUCCACUCUUGGCUGGCCACGGCAGACUCACGACCUGGAACAUCUCUUCCCAACGUCCUUGCUGGAGACGGGGUGGGAUAUUUUGUUCUUCUGGGUUGCGCGGAUGAUCAUGCUAAGUUUGAAACUGACGGGCAAAGUGCCUUUCAAGGAGGUCUAUUGCCACUCACUGAUCCGCGACUCGGAAGGCCGGAAGAUGUCCAAAUCCUUGGGGAAUGUCAUCGAUCCCGUUGAUGUGAUGGAGGGGAUCGAACUGCAACAACUGCACGACAAACUUCUCUUGGGCAAUUUAGAUCCCCGGGAGCUAAAGGUGGCCACGAAGUAUCAAAAGUCCGCGUUCGCAGAAGGCAUUCCAGAAUGUGGAGCGGAUGCCUUGCGAUUCUCGCUCAUCCAGUACACCACCGGAGGCCCCUCUGACAUAUCCUUCGACGUGAAAGUUAUAUCCGGGUACCGCAGAUUCUGCAACAAGAUCUACCAGGCCGCCAAAUUCGUUGUCAAGAACAUUGGAGACGAAUUCACCCCAUCCCGAGCUCUAACCAGAACGGGCGAUGAAUCUCUGGCCGAGCGAUGGAUGCUGCAUAAACUCAAUACCGCAACACAAAAUGUCAAUCACGCUCUGAGCGAGAAGGAAUUCUCUCGCGCUGCUCAGAUUGUUUACCAAUAUUGGUGGGAUCAUCUGUGUCAAGUUUUUAUUGAGCACUCUAAAUUCUUCAUCCAGAAUGGAUCAGACAAAGAGAGGGCAUCCGUGCGGAAUACCCUAUAUAAUGCCUUAGAUGGCGGACUCAGAAUGGCUCACCCUUUUACUCCAUUCAUCUCCGAGGAAUUGUGGCAGCGCUUGCCUCGACGACCGGAUGAUUCCACGCCGUCGAUCGUCAUAGCGCCGUAUCCAGAAUAUUCUGAAGCUUUGAUCGAUGAUGCUGCCGAAGCGGAGUAUGAGACCGUGACUAAAUGUGUCAAGGGCAUCCGGUCGCUGAUGGCGGGGUAUGGCGUGCAGGAUGAUGCUAAAGUCUACAUCCAUGCAGACGACAGUCAAGCAUACACUCUCAUCCAACAAGAGUCCGGUAGCAUAAAAUCCCUCUCCGGGAAAGCCCUAGGCUCCCUGCACGUCCUCGAACCCACAGACAACCCUCCAGCUGGAUGUGCCGUCCACGUGAGCUCUGCAUCUACGUCGGUAUUCUUGGAGAUCAACGGCCGAAUUGAUACCAGCGAAGCUGUGGAUAAAGCCAAGAAGCAGCUAGAGAAAAUUAGUGAGGCCUUGUCGCGACAGCGCCGGACCAUUGAUGGGGAGGGGUGGGCGGAAAGAGUGGAUGCGAAUGUUAAGGCGGUUGAGUUGAGGAAGCUGAGCGAUUUGGAGGCCGAGUAUAAGAAUGUGGUUGCGACGAUUGAGCAGUUGGGGAUUUCGUGAUUGGAG